UCAGUCUGAUUCUGUUGCCGGUCGUGUGCAGAACGUUAGGUCGGAUAUAUUUUUUUCUUUUUUGCAAGUAAAGAUUGUUAAAAGAAGAAGAAGCAGAGGACUGAACUAAUUCAACUGCUCGGUCGGACGUUACUCAUUCGACGCGUCGCACGACAAUCUCAAAGUGACCGCGUUCGGCGCAGGUUCUUAGUUGCGGAUUGUGCGUUAAUAUUUGAAUUGAAUAUCAAUAAGCGAAUUAUUUCGUUUUUAUAAAUUUCGUGUUAAUUGAAUACAAUAAUGAAGUGGCCAAUCGAAUGCUAUUUUUUGGAAUUAUGUAAAUUACUUGAUAUGAAAUAUUUUCGCUUCGAUUGUCGUGCUUGAAUUCAGAAUAAGUGUUGAAAAUUUAAAUUUGAAAACAGGUUAGUGGCUGCUUGAGAAGCUGAAUGAAAUAUCAAGUUAUUUGUGUGAUGUUGGUGUUCAUUUGGAGAAAUAUUAAAUGAAAGUGAGUGAAUAGAAGCAUUUAUGUGGAAAAAUUUGAAAUGUAGAACUGUAAUAGUAAUAAAUUUCAUGUGACAAAUUUAAUAGAUAAAUAUGGUGCGAUAAACAAAUAAAUGUUUAUAAAUAGUACUAUAAACUAAGCAAUGUUAUAAAAAAAUAUUGGCAAUGUGGCUUAUUGUGAUGCAAAUUUCGAGCAACUUGAAGCGUGACUUAAUUAGCAGAAAAAUACGAAUAUAUGUGUAACAUAAAAAUGCUUCUAGGGGAAAAAAUUACAUGUGUUAAUAAAAAUAUUGGAAAAAUUCGAAAAAUUAAAUAUAAUAAAUUAAAAUAAUUAAAUAUAAAAGAAUAUUGAAUUAUUAUAUUAAAAACUGUGAAGUGUACAGUAAAAUUUUGAAAUCCAAUGCAAAAGUUUUCAAAGCAUAAAAAAUUGAAUUUUGAAAAAGUUUCGGAUAUCUCCUGGCUGUGAAAAUUAACAUAAAUUUGGCUUCUUAAUGCAUAGAAUUUGAAUUGUGGAUUAUUCGUUAAUAAUAAACGCCAAGACCGCGCCACAACCAAAUAAAAUGAAAUUUCACACCAGCAACUAAGUUCCACCCCCAUCCAACGCUGCAAUUACUUCCUCCUGUUAGACAAGAUGUUUUCCCACGCACUUUGGCACCCUCAGUUGGCAACAGUUGCCAUUGCCGCCGGUACUUUAGCCACCGCCUCAACAUCUGACGAAAUGUUGCUCCUCGAUGACGAGGUCGCAGUAAGUCAAGCGUACUAUACCAAUUCGCAGCUCUUUGCCUUUGACUCGUCCUCCAUGGUGGAUCUCCAGCAGCUGCUGCAGAGCGAAGCGUUCAAGCACAAUAUGUCACUGACACUGAACAUCUCCACGGAGAACCUGACGGAUCUGCUAAACACCGCGCAGCUGAAUCAGACCUGGGAGUCGCCGCAAGAGCAACAGCUCCCCAUGUCCGUCUUGAUUACGCUCACCGUCUUCUAUGCCAUCAUAUUUGUGGCUGGUGUGUUGGGUAAUCUCAUCACAUGCAUUGUCAUAUCGCGCAAUAAAUUCAUGCACACCGCCACCAAUUUCUACCUCUUCAACUUGGCGGUGUCGGAUUUGAUGUUACUGCUAUCUGGUGCGCCUCAAGAUGUUUACAGUUAUUGGUAUCCCAAUGCAUUUCCAUUUGGCGAUGUAAUUUGCAUUCUUGGCAGUGUUUUAGCGGAGACAGCUACCAAUGCGACCGUGCUGACAAUAACGGCAUUUACCGUUGAACGCUACAUAGCGAUAUGUCAUCCCUUUCGACAGCACACCAUGUCGAAGCUCUCGCGCGCUAUCAAGUUCAUCUUCGCCAUUUGGGUGACGGCGCUGCUGCUCGCUCUGCCACAGGCAAUGCAAUUCUCUGUUGUGUCCGAGCAGGGCGGGACAUCUUGCACGAUUGGCAAUCACUUUGUCGAACAUGUUUUCGCCGUAUCGGGGUUUAUCUUCUUUGGCGGUCCCAUGACGGCGAUUUGUGUGCUCUACGUCCUGAUUGGCAUAAAGUUGAAACGGAGCCGCCUGCUUCAGGCAAUGCCACGGCGUAGUCUAGAUGUGCAUCGAGGGAUCAGCGCUCAAAGUCGUGUGAUCAGAAUGUUGGUUGCCGUCGCUGUGGCUUUCUUCCUCUGUUGGGCACCCUUCCACGCGCAACGCUUGAUGGCUGUGUAUGGCAGCAGCGCGAACAUUGAAUCUCAACUGUUCAAAGAUGUCUUCGAAGCUGUCGACCUCAUAUCCGGUGUGUUGUAUUACCUCUCGACCUGCAUCAAUCCGUUGCUGUACAACAUCAUGAGCCACAAAUUUCGUGAUGCUUUUAAGGUAACUUUAGCUCGUCAAUUCGGACUCCCCGGUCGCUCUCAGAGUCAAAGCCACAAUUACAGCGCCCUACUGCGACAGAACGGUUCCAUGCGUCUUCAUACAACGGUGAAUAACAAUGCUCUCGAUCACUACCACUCUUACCGAGUUAUGCAAUUGCAUUGUCGUGACCAAAGCCAUCAUUUUUCUCUGCAGGACAGCAUCCGAACAACAACAACGACGACCACAAUCAACAGCAGCGGUGGAAUGGGAAGCAUGACUAUGGGCGGAAAGGGUGGCAAUAGCGUUAGUCGUCGUUCAUCCAAUCGUUCGCGUUACACCUCCAUCGGCUCGCAAUCUCCGCUUACGACUACACUGAGCAAGCGUGAUGAAAUCGCCACCAAUCAAGUAAAUGGUUUAACUGCAGCGAAACAACAACAGCAACACCAUCACUUGCUGCAAUCUCAAUUAUCGCAACGAUCCAAUGGCGCCGAUAGCAAUAUACUACUAGACAUAGAAUUGGGCACAGCGCACAACUAUUGUCACGUUCGUCCGCAGUCGGUGGGCAUAAAUUGCAAUCGAAGUGAUAACUUACGGCGCUCCGUCAUUAGCAAUAGUAUGGUGCAUGCGCCGCGUAAUGCGCGACCUCUUUGCGAUGAUCGCAUGUCGAUUAACUCGCAAGAGUGGGACAGCAACGCCAGUCAGUAUGAACUUGGCGACACUCUUUGUAUGGGUGAACUUGAGUCCGAGUUGGCGAAACCCGCCACACCACACAGUCUGACAAGGGCGCGUAUGUCUGCCCCUCAACCAGCACCCACCGUACAACCGGUUAAUUCCAUAGCGGAAUUGGACAUUCACACUCCGGCACGAACGCGUCUCAAACUUUCAAAAAUAAUCAGUCGACGUGACCAGGACACUUUGUUGGCCAAGUCUGCGCCGCGUGCUGAACUAAUGCGAAGCGCCUCUAACACCCCUAAUGUGCCUGGCUCACCGUUUACGACGUACGAAAACGAUAAGAAGAAACAGGCGCGUAACGCGAACGGCGCGCGGACACAUAAAACGUUUGACUCCAUAACAGGCAUCUUUCAUUGGCGAGCUCGUAAAAAAGAGCUGAAUGGACGACAUGUCGGCAGUGGUGGUCCAGGUGGUAGUAGUAGGUCGCGACAGGACAGUAUCUCUACAACUCACACAAGCUCUAGUACUCCCACCCCACGAACGGCUCUUAUGCGUAGCAUAUCGUCCACGUCACCGGCGGUGCUGGAGUCUACGCUAAAUGUCGAAAUGAUUGGACAGAAAUUGUGAAUGGCAUCGUCAACAGGCACACACUCGCAGACACAGACACUACGAAAGAGUGCAGCGUUAGGUUCAACUUGAGAAAGUUAGGUAAACGUAGACAUGACAUUUGUCCGGUCACCGAGACCAGAUGGCGUCAUAGUUGUACUGUGCGGCACCUCACGUCCUCAUUUGCACCCUUAUAUGUUUGCUAGUGUACUCACUUCCCACAUAUGUAUCCACAUGCACUUAGAAGCCACGCUUGAAGCUCAAAGCUACACAAAUUGACACCAACUAAAUUGUUGAAAACAAAGAAUCACAAGUUUCCCAAAAUCAGUCUCAUACUCGAAUAUGUACAAACAAUCUGUCUCCGUCUCCUUUCAUCAUCAUCCGCAAAGUCACGAACAUAGAAAGUGCGAGUUGCCUAAGUCAUCUGUCUCGUCAGCGUGUUAGGCCACUUAUCUCCGCAAUUUGUUGCCACAUCUAGCCAACCACGUAACACGCAUAUAUUUCAGACAAAUGAAGGUUCUUGUGUCAGAGUGUGUAUCAGAGAAUGCCAUUGUAGAUUUGUCGCAUCGCAACCAUUUGCCACAUUUGCGUAAAUACAGAAAUAAAAUAAAUUGUAAGAAAUCCCUAGUCAGACAGUCGUAUCGCUACAAAUGGCAUGACAUUAACUAAAAGCAGACUCAACCCCACUUUGAGUCCGACAUAUGUAAAUGACAAUUCUCAGCCACUGUGAAGAGAGAAAAUAGAAUAGAUUUAGCGCUAAGAACGAGAUUUAUGCUUAUGAUUAUUAGCACAUUAAAGUUGUGGACAUAACGUAUGGAAAAUAAUAUAUGCCUUUACUUAACAUACCUUAAAAUAAAAUAAAAUAAAAUAAAAUAGAAUAAAAUAGAAUAAAAUAAAAUAGAAUAAAAUAAAAUAAAAUAAAAUAAAAUAAAAUAAAAUGAAAUGAAAUAAAAUAAAAUAAAAUAAAAUAAAAUAAAAUAAAAUAAAAUAAAAUAAUAUAAUAUAAAUAAAAUAACAUUAUACAACUUUUAAUGGUUAUUAUAAUAUUGACGUGAAAGUGAACUUAAGACUUUUCCCCAUUCCAAAAUCCACAAGAGAGACAUAAAACUAGCACUCUUAACACUCUUUGUGGCGCUAAAAACU
Molecule: messenger RNA, 4708 nt
Organism: Zeugodacus cucurbitae (melon fly)
Lineage: Eukaryota; Metazoa; Arthropoda; Insecta; Diptera; Tephritidae
Product: tachykinin-like peptides receptor 86C
Exons: 7
Coding region: 1109-3586 (825 amino acids)
Biological process (GO): neuropeptide signaling pathway
Cellular component (GO): plasma membrane
Molecular function (GO): neuromedin U receptor activity
Source: RefSeq, a predicted model, not a curated record